AUGGCCGUGGCUCUUCGCUGUCGCCGGCGUGAACACGGAGAGCCAGACGAUGCGUUUGAGAUGCCGGAUGACCAUUUUCGACGGCAUUUUCGCCUCUCGAAGGGAACGGUGCGGUUGUUGUGCGAGGAACUGGCGGGGCAACUACAGCGAGCGACCGGACUGUCGGUGGAGCGGAUGGUGUUGUGUGCGCUGCGCUUCUUUGCCACCGGGAGCUUCCAAGCGUCCGUUAGAAGCAAGGAGACGAUUCGUGUGUCGCAGUCGACAGUGAGCGAGUGCGUGCGACGGGUGGCAGAGGCUGUUGUGAUCGUCUGGGCACGCAACAAGUGGGUGCAUUUUCCGAAGGCGGCCGAGGAAAAGGCAGCCGCGAAGGAAGGAUUUCUUCGGCGCGGUGCUACCCCCGGCGUCAUAGGAUGCGUCUACGGCAGCCUCGUAGCUAUUGUCGCACCGAAGGGUGAGCGCAAGGCUGCGUUCAUGUGCGGCAAGGGAUACUACGCCCUCAACUGCAUGUUCUUAUGUUGCUCAUGUCAACGGGCACUUUUUCUGUUUACGUUUUACCUGAUCUGCGAUGCGGACAUGAAAAUCUUGGCCGUGGACCCCCUGCGACCGUGGUCGGACCACGACGCUUUCGUCUGGCGGACGACAUGGCUGCGCCGGCGGUUUCAAGUGGACCGUAUCGUGAAUCCCGGGGAAUACCUCCUCGGUGACAGUGGCUACCCCUUGGAGCUGUGGCUCCUGACCUCAGUUCCUGGCCAUCCUCCAGCGCAGACAGCCGAGGGGCAGUACAACACAGCACAUGGCGCCAUGCGUCCCGUAGUGGAGAGGUGCAUUGGGCUCUUAAAGAGUCGUUUCCGCUGUCUUCAGCGAUAUCGCACCCUCCCCUACGAGCCGGAACAUGCAGCCAACAUUGUUGCGGCAUGUGCUGUGUUGCACAACCUUCGCCUUUCUGAGAGCGACACAGAAUCGGGCGAUGAUGACAGCGAUGACGACAGCAGCAGCAGCAGUAGUAGUGAGCUCUGCGGUAAUGGCGACCCCAUUCCGCAAGGCCCUCCCCGAAACACUGCGUCAAGAAUGAAUUAUUUGAGAGGGCGGGAUGUUGGUGACUCUGUGAUUGGCAUGUUUGGCACAACCCGCACGCAGCACAUACAUUACCGGAGGAGUGUGCGGCGGCAGCUGCGACGUCAACAGCAGCGUCAGCAUCGCUAG
Dermacentor albipictus is the source of this 1203-nucleotide messenger RNA. Lineage: Eukaryota; Metazoa; Arthropoda; Arachnida; Ixodida; Ixodidae. The record is from RefSeq and is a predicted model, not a curated record.